UUUUUUCUCAUUGAAAACGAGACGGUGACGUCACGCGUAGUAACACAGGAAGCCGAAUUCCGAAUAGCGGUAGAAAAUGGGACUAUUAGAUUUAAUACGAAAACUGAAGUCCAGCCAAGACAAAGAACUGCGAAUACUUUUGCUGGGUUUGGAUAAUGCAGGAAAAACUACACUUUUAAAAAAAUUGGCUUCAGAAGAUGUCAGUCAUAUAACACCAACUCAGGGAUUUAAUAUCAAAUCUGUAGUCUCGUCUGGUUUUAAACUGAAUGUUUGGGACAUAGGAGGUCAAAGAAAGAUUAGACCAUACUGGAGGAAUUACUUUGAAAAUACAGAUGUUCUUAUAUAUGUUAUAGAUAGUGCUGAUCAAAAGAGAUUUGAAGAAACUGGCCUAGAAUUAUCAGAGCUAUUGGAGGAGCCAAAGUUACAGGGAGUUCCUCUGUUAAUUUAUGCCAACAAGCAGGACUUGCUGCAGGCUGCACAGGCCUCAGAGAUAGCCCGGGGACUAUCACUAGACACAAUACGUGACAGAAAGUGGCACAUACAGGCAUGCUCAGCACAGUCUGGGGAAGGAAUCAAGGAGGGAAUCGAUUGGAUGAGUACAGUUGUAGGAAAAAAGAAAUAGGAUAACUAGUGACUUCUUUAUAGAAAUAAAUGACUGACAGAGAUGAAGUUUCCUCCAAUGUAUGGAAUCUGACAAACUGAUUGGAGGCUCUGAUACAUCAACUACUUGCUAUUUACAUACAAAGCUAUUGUAGCUAACAUUAUAUGCAUGUAUUUUCUUUAUUAGCAUUGUCAACUAAUAAUCAAAGAUGGAUCAUCAUGAUUAAUUUCUUAAGAACCUAUGAAAAUAGAAAUUGGUGCAGACUUUCUAUUUUUGUUUCCUACUAUGAAAUGAAAUUUAAAAAAAAAUAUCCCUGGAAAUCCAGACCAGUAACAAAAAUUUCAAAGACCAUUUAAUGCGGUUUAUUAACCAAAGUCAUAUUGUGUCUGUCGCCAUUGUACUUCCAAAAUGAAGGUGGUUGAUGUAUUUUUAACUAGGGAAGCAAUCAGUUUGGUAAUUAAUCAUAAAAUAUUACAGAUCUGCAAGGAAAGAAUUUAUUGUCUGAUCUGACAACACAGCAUUCUUCAUCAAUUUACUUAAAUUAUACAAGUUUUUCAAAUACUUUUAUACCUCUACAUAGAAGUACUUGUAUCAAACAACUUUAUGUCAAAGUUUGAUACGAUUCAAUAUACAUGUAUGUGGUUAAUGAAUUAAAAAGCCAGUGCAUGUAUGGUAGUUUUCCUAAAACAAGCUGAUUUAUAUAAUCAAAUCAAAAUCAUGUGGAUGUACAUGCAAGUUUUCAAAUUCUGUUUCACACAGUCUCCUUACUGAUGUUAUAUGCUCGCAUUUAAAUAAAAUAGUUAACACUGAAGAGUGUGCAUAUUAUGAAAGAAAUAUAUAAUUGUCAUUAAUUUUCACUUUAAAAAAAAUUGUGAAGCACUUGAAUGGUUGUCAUGUCACUAUGAAUUUACAUAUCAUUUUGUGGAUGUAAUCUGUGUACAUUAUACAGAAGAUUGUUAAGUGUUAUACAAGUGUUGUAUUUGUACUGUGUAAUGUGUAAGACGUGUCAUAUUUUCUUCAGAAAGAUCUGUUGAGGUUGUCAAUUUACUUUUGUAAAUUCUUUUUUUUUGCCAUAUACUCGACUAUGAAUUAAUUUCUCUGUUGCAUCGUACCGAUUGUAAUUCUCUAUUUGGAAAAAAUAGAGGUUGAAAUGAAAGAAACUUUUAAAGAUAAUAAAAUUUAGAAAGAAUA
Molecule: messenger RNA, 1792 nt
Organism: Magallana angulata
Lineage: Eukaryota; Metazoa; Mollusca; Bivalvia; Ostreida; Ostreidae
Product: ADP-ribosylation factor-like protein 3
Exons: 6
Coding region: 77-622 (181 amino acids)
Biological process (GO): cilium assembly
Cellular component (GO): microtubule cytoskeleton; cytoplasm
Molecular function (GO): GTP binding; GTPase activity
Source: RefSeq, a predicted model, not a curated record